Molecule: messenger RNA, 5127 nt
Organism: Gadus morhua (Atlantic cod)
Lineage: Eukaryota; Metazoa; Chordata; Actinopteri; Gadiformes; Gadidae
Product: F-actin-monooxygenase mical1
Exons: 25
Coding region: 279-4121 (1280 amino acids)
Molecular function (GO): protein binding; FAD binding
Source: RefSeq, a predicted model, not a curated record
UACGUAUUUAAAUUAAACAGGACUUCCCCCAUCCCUUCCCUGCACUGGUGGUUUACCUGCGAGUCACAUGUCCAGUGUUUGUGUUAGCGUUACCAGAAGGUCCGGGAAGAGUGUGUGUUUCAGUGAACCCACCGGUCACUAACAGCGUGGAUUUUGUUAUGAGGAGCCAAGACUUGGCAGAGAGACUUGCAAGACCAAAAUACCAUGAACGAUGUGCUAGUAUAAGCUGACCACCAAAGCGACUAAAGUAAACCAAGGGAAGACGCCUUGGGGUCUCUAUGGCGAACCAGGAGCCCACCGACCCCUCGCAUGCUCUGUUCGACCUCUUUGUUGGAGCCAAAACCUGCAGGGAUGUGCAGCAACACUUUUCGGCACUGUGCGUGCAGCUCCAAGUGGAUCCCAAGGACUACAGGGUCUUUUACUCCAAGCUGAAGGAAAGGCUGAACUACUGGAAGGCCAAAGCCCUGUGGGUGAAGAUAGAUAAGAGGGCGUCACACAAGGACUACCAGCAGAGGAAGGCCUGUGCCAAAAACAAGUGUCUGGUGCUGGGGGCCGGACCAUGUGGGCUGAGGGCCGCCGUGGAGCUGGCCCUGCUAGGGGCCCAGGUGCUGGUGGUGGAGAAGAGGGCGUCCUUCUCCAGGAACAACGUGCUGCACCUGUGGCCCUACACCAUCUACGACCUCCGAGGGCUCGGAGCCAAGAAGCUCUACGGUCGAUUCUGCACCGGGACCCUGGACCACAUCAGUAUUCGCCAGCUGCAGCUCAUCCUGCUGAAGGUGGCUUUGGUCCUGGGGGUGGAGGUGUUGACUGCGGUGGAGUUCCAGGGUUUGGAGGAGCCCUCCGGGAACAAAGGUUGGACGGCCAAACUGCAUCCUAAUCCCCAUCCUACGCUGGUCUUUGAAUUUGAUGUCUUUAUUUCUGCUGGAGGGGGGAGCUUUCUCCCUGAUGGCUUCAAGCACAAGGAGCUCAGGGGGAAGCUAGCGAUCGGCAUCACGGCCAACUUCACCAACAGACACACUGCGGCCGAGGCCCAGGUGGCAGAGAUCAGCGGAGUGGCCCGCAUCUACAACCAGAAGUUCUUCCAUGAUCUGCUCACUCAAACAGGUAUUGAUUUAGAAAACAUUGUUUACUAUAAGGACGACACCCACUAUUUUGUGAUGACUGCCAAGAAGAAGAGUCUGUUGAAGAAGGGUGUCAUUAAGCAGGACUACAGCGACGCUGAGCAGCUGCUGGCCCGGGAGAACGUGGACCAUGACGCCCUGUGGCGCUACGCCUACGAGGCCGCCAACUUCUCCACCAACCGCCAGCUGCCCGACCUGGAGUUCGCCACCAACCCCGCGGGGCGGCCCGACGUGGCCAUGUUCGACUUCACCUGCAUGCACCGCGCCGAGCACGCCUCGCUGGUGCGGGAGCGCCGCGGCAAGAAGCUGCUCAUGGGCCUGGUCGGGGACAGCCUGGUGGAGCCCUUCUGGCCCCUGGGAACGGGUAUUGCCCGGGGUUUCUUUGCUGCCUUUGACACUGCGUGGAUGGUGAGAAGCUGGGGCCUGGGAAUCCCCUACCUCAAAGUGCUGGCUGAGCGAGAGAGUGUCUACCAGCUCCUGUCCCAGACCACCCCGGAGAACACCAACAAGAACUAUACGUCCUACAGCAUCGACCCCACCACGCGGUACCGGCACGUCAACCUGUCCGCCAUACAGGUGCACCAGGUACAGCAGCUGUACGACGUCAACGACAAGUCCCUUCCUACGAGCAAGAAGAACAAAGCCGCUCACUUACGACAAGAUUCGGCGGGUGGUGUGGAGGAUCUGUUGAGGUGGUGUCAGAAGAACACGGCGGGCUACGCCGGAGUAGAAGUGAAGGACUUCACCCUGUCGUGGACCUCGGGCCUAGCUCUGUGCGCCCUGAUCCACCACUUCAGACCCCAGCUCAUUGACAUGUCGUCUCUGAAUGAGUCCAAUGCGGUUCACAACCACCAACUGGCCAUGGAUCUUCUGGAGCGGGAGCUGAGCAUCUCCCCGGUGAUGGCCGCCAGCGCCAUGGCCAGCAGUGGCCUGAUAGACAAGCUGUCCAUGGUGCUGUACCUCACCCAGGUCCACGACGGCUUCACCAAGAACAAAAAAGAGCCUGCAGACGUCCUGGACCUGCCCAAGCCCCUGACUCUGUCGCGGGCGCAGUCUGCCGUCUACUUCCUGAGCAAGCUGAAGCACAACUCUCUGCAGAGACGCAAGGAGAAGCUGGCCUCACAGAGACAGGAGAAGACCAACAUGGGCGAUGAGACCUGCCCUGCAGCCCCCCCUGUUGCCCCGGAGGGGAACCAGGGCUCCGGUGUGAAGGGGGACAUCGAGACGGACGCAGCCCCGGCGCUGGGCAGCAGCAGCGAGGACUGCUACAGCUGUGGCCAGCGGCUGUACCUCCUGGCCCGCGUCAACGCCAUGGGGAAGUUCUUCCACCGCGACUGCUUCACCUGCCACAAGUGUGGACACCCGCUGAGGCUGGGCGGCUACACCUUCCACCAGACCACAGGGUUCUUCUACUGCGAGCUGCACUCCGAACACCUGGGCCCCGAGAACGGUUCCGAGGACUCCUCUGAUGAGGUGUGUGCAGGAGGAGACGGUCCAACGGAUGAAGAGAACAGCACUUCUAGUGAUGAAGACGUUCCCUCCCCCUCAGACGAGGAUCUAGAACACACGCUAGACUCUGGACCCACACGGCCACAUCCAGUCCAGGGAGAUCAACACCAGACCAUCCCUGGACCUAUAGGGAACCCCCAGUCCCCUGCAAAGCCCCCUCAUGCUACCGGGAUGGUGGCGCCCAUUGAAGAGGAAGAGGAGGAGAAGGAGAAGACCACCAUGCCCAACGCGUCCCCUCCUACCCCAAAGCCCCGCGUCUCCAAGCAGAACCAUCCCAGCCCGCAGCCCUCGCCUCCGGUCCCCAAGCCGCGAACCCUCCACCUGGUCGACCACCUAGCCGACGACGAAGACCCCGGAGGGUCCCCUGAGCACCAGGACCGGCGGUCCCCCUGCCAGAAGGACUCCCGGCCCAAGCAGUCUCUGCGGAAGCUGCAGCUGUCGGAGGAGGAGAAGUGCCAACUGGUGAACCUCCAGAGCUUCAGCGCCGACUCGGACUCUGAGACCCCCGGGGGGUCUUCCAGCUGCUCCUCUUCGUCCGCGGCCACGGCAGGGGGGCCGAGCCCCCCCAAGCCGGCAGGGCAGGGCCAGGGCCAGGACCCGGGGCAGGAGGAGGAGGGCUACUGGAGCGGCAGCACGGUGCAGCGCGAGAAGAGGAACCGCCGCUGCUUCCGCAGGAAAGAGGAGCCGGGCGGCCAGGCCAAGACCAGGGUCCGCUCCAAGUUCUCCCCCUGGAACCUCUCGUCGCCCCGGCUCAGCAGAGACCCCCGGCUGAGCGUCCUCACCCCCCACCCGGGCAGAGUGGAGACAACUUUCAGACAUGGCCACAGCACUUCAGAAGAUGGGGCUGAUGAAGAGGAGGACGAUGAUGAUGACGAUGACGAAGAUAUGAUGUUUGGGAGAGACGACAUCGAAUUCCCUGACGAGAAGCCCUCUGACCCCGUCGAAGCAGAGAAGUUGGAACUGAGGAAGAUGAGGACCCUGGAGCGAAGAGCCAAGAUGACUGAACUACAGCGCUUCCGAAAUGCCCAGUCCAUCCAGAGGAGGCUGGAGGAGAUCGAGGUGACCUUCAAAGAGCUGGAGGAAAAAGGCGUGGUGCUGGAAAGAGCUCUGAGAGGGGAGCCAGGAAGUGGAGGUUCUCCUGAGAUGAUCGAGCAGUGGAUACAGCUGGUCCACGAGAAAAACGCAGUGGUUUCUGAGGAGUCCGACCUCAUGGUGGCGUCUCGACAGCUGGAGCUUGAAGACCAACAGGGCAUACUGGAACUGGAGCUCAGGAAGUACAUGGAACUGAGCGACUCUGAGAAGACGGCGGAGCAGCAGGCGGAGGAGGAGCGCAUCCUGCAGCAGAGGAUGGAGGUGGUGGACAUGAGGGACUCCCUGGUGGCCUUCCUGGACGAGAAGCGUCUGAAGGAGAUGAGCGAGGAGCAGGAAGCCUUCACCCUCAGGGAGGCCAAGAGACACUCCAAGGCGGGGGCUCAGGUGCACUGGGAGUAAAGGGGCUGGGGGGGAAGCACCAAAAUAGAGAGAGGGACACACACACACACACACACACACACACAUACACAUACACAUACACAUACACACACACACACACAUAUUUGGGAAAGGGAGGGGUCCUCUUGCCAGUGACAUGAUGACAAGCUUCUACAAAAAAAAGAUGCCAAAGAUGGUCCUCACAGGGGGGGAGGGGAGAGAGUGGAUGGAGAGAUUCCCCCCCCCCCCCCCCCCCCCAAACCAGGUUGUGGCGUGUGCACACCCAGAUCCCCAGGGAUUUGGCCCUUUGAGAAGCAUCAACGUUCUGUAGGACUGAAAUAAAUAAGGAAAUGAAAAGAUGCCAGGAUAUUUGUAUAUAAAGUGAAUGCCAUAGAGAUCCUCAUGUUGGAAGUGUCAGAGCCUGUGUGGUUUUGGAUAAGAAUGCGAUGAAAAAUAAUCGCAUCUGAUGUAUUACUGCGAGAAUCAGUGCUUCUAAACGCUGGGGCGUGUUAAACACAAAAACUACUAUUGUUCUUUUUCUAUACUACAUAGAAGUCCUUCUAGCGGUGACCUGGUCUUAAAUAUAUAUAUUAUGUUCUAAAUAUAUAUAACAGAUGAUGUGACAAAGCGUUUAAUUCACAGAUACUUUUUUAUAACUUCAUCGUCAUUGAUGUAGCGGUUCCACUUUCUUUGCUUUUUCAGAUGCAUGUUUCUAGCUGCUUUCAGGGCUUCAGUUCUCCUGAUCUAGUCUUAGGUUUCUUUCACUGAUGGCCUUUAACUGUUAGGCGGCUCUUAAGGCUGAGCUAACCCUAGGAAACAGAGGUUUACACAGGAGAAAGGGAUGCCAUUUUAUUUCAGCCAUUGACUAUGAGGCUUCAUUUGCAGACCAGAACCUUGUUGUUUCUGGUGCAAAAAAAACAUUUUCAAGCUAAGGAGAAAGACCAUGUCAUGUUCUUGAAAAGCCUUAAAUAUUCAUUCUGUCGAAGAUCACUUCACAAAUAUAUAAAAAUAAAGAUCAUGCACUUUG